UCAGUCUCAGAGUGGCUGCCGGUAGGUACGCAUCGCCUCUCUCUAUCCUCUCCAAGCCUUCUGUCACUCAACAAUGUCUCUCAGUAUCAGUCAGUUGUCGACGGUAUUUAGUGAUUAACAGUGAAUUAGUUCUCUUGUGUUUGUAAAAGAAAAGAAGAAAGCCAGGCUAGUUCGGCUCAACGUCUGUUGGAUUGCAAAUCGCAGACGUUAGAAUUUGAAGAAGAGGUUUUCAAGAAGCUUGGCCGUGGUAUUGCUGAACGGCCUGUUCUUCAAAACUUUGCAGCAAUGUUGUCCGGCUUCCCGAACCUGAUGAGCAUAAACAUGCCCCGUCUGUCAAUCGUGCCCGACAUACCACUGCCUAUGAUGCCCAUAGAACCUCUUCCGCCUCAAGGCAAUCAGGCAGCAAAUUUCGAAUGGGACCGCGAUCUUCAGGAAUGGGACUGGAGUACCGUAUCUGCAGGUCUAGACCUCGAAGUCCCACCGGAAGAAUUCUGGAAGAAAUUCGAAGAGCUUCCAGACCUGGGAGACAAUUUCGAAACCCUCUUCGCCGAAGUGAACGGUCUUGGGAACACCAGCCCCCCCUCGGGUUCUGCCAUGAGCGACGUCCUCAGAAAUCACGACUGCAUGUGGGCGGGAGUGUGCCAUUCGAAGGAGCACAAAUCGGAAGAGCCCCAGAAGGCCACAAGUUCACAGAGGGCACAACAGUCACCACAGUCCAAGGAAAAGAAGAAGACUGUCAUAGUACAGAUGAGCAGGUCUCUUCUGAUCAACAACCGCCCCCUCACGGACAACAUGCUCCUGAGGCCCGACACUCCCCAGUCCUCCGAAUCGGAAGACGAACCGGUCGCCAAAAAGACUGUCAGCCCCACGGAAGUGACAGGUCAGUACAGGAGGAUCCAGUCACUGUGCCCGUCGCCGGAAGUCACCUCGGUACACUUCGACCACAAUUACGGCAACAAGAAGUUGAGGACGGACGAACUAGGAGUACAAACACCAUCUGACUCAGAAGAGGAAGUAGAAGAAGUGGAAGAAGAGGAUGAAGAGGAAGAGGAACGUGAAAUUGGUGAAGAAGAAGAAGAAGAAGAAUGCGAUAACGAAGAUGAAGAGGUAGAUGUAGAAGAGAUAGACCCAGAAAGCCUUUCCUUAUUACUUAAAAACAACAACAACAACAAUAACAACACACAAGUCUCGCCGCCCUUGAGGACGACAGUCCGGACCAUAAGGACGCCCGCCAGGACACUCCUGGGACAGAGGAAUGCCCACACGCUUCCCAACAACCCCAGCAAGCAGAUGCAAGACCAGAUCCAGGACGAGAUGGCCUCAGCGAUCACGACGAGCAGCCUCAUCUCCGCUUCCAAGGCCGUCUCCAGGCGGCUCAACGGCGCCAUCAAGAGGAAAAGGACGACGACACCUGCCGCUCCAGCCCGCGGGCGGCGGAGAGCAGCCGCCCCCAAGAGGUCGCGCUUCUCCAACGGCUACCUCAUCGACACCGAGAAGAGGUCGCUCCACAACAACAUGGAGCGGCUGCGAAGAGUGGACCUGAGGAACGCCUUCGAGGACCUGAGGCAGCUGGUCCCCGCCACCGCCGACAGCCACAAAGCGGCCAAAGUGACCAUCCUCAAGGACGCCACCCACUACGUCCGCGAGCUCCACCUCAAGGACAGGAACUGCUCCGCGCAGCUCGCCGCCCUUAGGAGGGAGCAGGACAGGCUGAGGACCACCCUCUCCCAGCUCAGGAGGAUAUUCGCCUAUAAGAAUUCACAGCAAAUCCUUUAAUGUGAUUUUUUAAAUAAUUCAUUUAGUUAUUUAGUUAAUAUGGAAACGUGUUCAUUAGUUUUAUAGGCUCAGUUGUAUAUAUAUAUAUACAUAUAUAAUAUUUAUAUGCCAUAAAAUCCUUUUUUUUAUGUUACCAAGUUAUUAUUGAGGUAUUGAUUGG
Messenger RNA from Nezara viridula (southern green stink bug), 1936 nucleotides. NCBI's taxonomy places the organism in Eukaryota, Metazoa, Arthropoda, Insecta, Hemiptera, Pentatomidae. The record is from the annotation of a GenBank genome assembly.